GUCCGGGGGCGGGGCUUCGAGCGUGAAUCCGAGUUAGUGUUUAUUUGGAUAUUAAAAAAAAAAAUAAUAAUAAUUGCUUCUUAUUGAAAUCGCGCGUGCGGCAUACCGGUGUGUUCGGGGUUUGUUAAUCAAACACACACUUUAUCUGUGAAACAGAUUUUAGAAAGCGGUGCGUGUGUGUGUCGGGGGGAGGUGGUGUUAAAGCACAGCGCUGUUUCGAAGGUAAUCAAGAAAGAAAAGUGCCGCGCCCUGAUACUUCACUUCCUCCAUCCCAGGGUAGAAGAGUGUGUGCUUUGAUUGAUUGUAUCAGAGGAGAACCGUGUUCCCUGACGCUCCAUGCUUCUUACCACCGCUUUACUCAGCAUCCUUUUCACUUAAACUCCACCACCAGCCAAUCACACGCCAGCUUCCCUCCUCCAGCCCCGCCCCGCCCCGUGCUGUGGGACAGCGAGAUUCAACAUGGCCGCUGUCACCGUGGCAACAACAGCCUCUGCGAAGACAUGCAAUUUUUCAGUUGCGUAUUACUACAACAUGAGCGGGAAGGUGAUUUCAGAUGUUUGGCAACCAAAAGAUUACGCCGUGGUAAGUCUGGGACUGAUCGUGUGCUUCUUCGUCAUCGCCACUAACAUCCUGGUCAUGACUGCUAUCUUCAUCAAUCGACGCUUCCAUUACCCCAUCUACUACCUGCUGGGGAACCUGGCGGCAGCAGACCUGUUCGCUGGGAUUGCGUACUUACACCUGAUGUUCCACACUGGGCCCUGGACUGCUAAACUCUCAGUGUACCAGUGGUUCCUCAGACAGGGUCUGAUUGAUACGAGUCUGACUGCAUCGGUCAUUAACCUGAUGGCCAUCGCCCUCGAGAGACACCAGACUAUCUUCACCAUGCAGCUCCACAGUACCAUGACCAACAUGAGGGUCAUCCUGCUGAUUGUAGGCAUCUGGACCAUUGCUGUGCUCAUGGGUCUGAUCCCCAGCAUGGGCUGGAACUGCCUGUGCCACACCGACAACUGCUCCAAAAUGGCGCCCAUGUACAGCCGCAGCUACUUGGUGUUCUGGGCCGUGCUCAACCUGCUGUCCUUCAGCGUCAUGGUGCUGGUGUACACCCGUAUCUUCAUCUACGUCCGACACAAGAGCCAGCGCAUGAGUCAGCAUACGGUACAGAACAAACACAAAGAGACCGUGGAGAACCUGAUGAGGACCGUCUUUGUCAUUCUGGGGUGUUUCGUGGUGUGCUGGACUCCGGGUCUGGUGCUGCUCCUGCUGGACGGUGUGAAGUGUAACUGCGGCGUGCUGAAAGUGGAGAAGUUCUGUUUGGUCCUGGCCGAGUUAAAUUCCAUGAUGAACCCCAUCAUCUACUCGUACCGUGACCAGGACAUGCGGCGCACGUUUAAGCACAUCCUGUGCUGCCUGUGUCGCCGGGGCAGACAGACGGGAAACCGCGCAGACGUCCGCUUCAACACGCUCAACCAAGAGGUACUGACUGACUCCAACGGAUCCGAAAACACUCAGCACGCUGAGCUCAAAUCCAGCUCCAGACUGAAGGCCUCCAAACGCUAGUCACCUAGCUGUAGCAUCACAACGCAAAGAGAGCGUUAUAAAUGUAGCCGGAAUUUAGCGAUUAGCUGCACUUUCAUUACGGAAUCUCUCAUUAUUAUUAUUAUUUUAAAAUAUCAUUUUGGCCUAUUAAAGUUUUCUAAACAUCAUCCAAAUCACCGUUUCUAACAAUAAUGCGCUAAAUAACAGCGACGAUCCCCUCAGACUGAGCGUGUUCAGGGUACAGUUCAGCACCAGGCUAAAGUUUUCAGCAGGUUUUUAUUAUUUUUUAUUAUUUUCAUGAUUUCUGUACUGAUGCCAAAAAGCUGGAAUGCUGGUCAGUGCUGAUAUCAUACAUGCAUUAACCUUAUGGGAGCAAAACAUGAACAAAGUUAGCCAUGAUAGCUAUUUAGGCUGUGUUUGUUUGUUUGUUUGUUUGUUUGUUUGUGUUUGUUAAAGUACAUUAAAGUGACCUUCACUGCA
Molecule: messenger RNA, 2016 nt
Organism: Silurus meridionalis
Lineage: Eukaryota; Metazoa; Chordata; Actinopteri; Siluriformes; Siluridae
Gene: lpar2b
Product: lysophosphatidic acid receptor 2b
Exons: 4
Coding region: 460-1557 (365 amino acids)
Biological process (GO): G protein-coupled receptor signaling pathway
Cellular component (GO): membrane
Molecular function (GO): lysophosphatidic acid receptor activity
Source: RefSeq, a predicted model, not a curated record